AUGGGAGACUUGACAGAAAUAAAGAUGAAUAUGGCAGCUUUGAAACGCGUUGAUCCCUAUAUCAAGGAUAUUUUAGAGACAGCAACGCAUGUGGCUCUUUAUAAAUUUAAUGCGGAGAACAAUGAAUGGGAGAAGACUGAUAUCGAGGGUGCAUUACUAAAUACCAAUAAUUUAGUGGAACCUGUCACACAGAGGCUUGAUCUCGAGCUCCAAGAACCAUUUUUACUCUACAGGAAUUCAAAAUAUAACAUUUACGGUAUUUGGUUUUACGACAAGGACGAGUGCAUACGUAUUGCGGCUAUUUUAAAACAGCUUGUAAAGCAUUCUGACGAAAACUUAAAGAAAGUUAAUACAAGUUUGAAGAAUAAAAAACAAGUCAUUAAUAAAGCCAGUGACUCUUUCAAUAACGUUGAUAUAUUUAGCAUGCUCAGCAAAGCUCAAGAAAAUUUCAAUACUUCCAGAGAGAGCAAUGGUAAUCAUGAUAUUAAUUUGAAUUCUGAUGGAAUUUCUGAUGAUAUCAAUACUUUUUCUCAUUCAGGAACUGGUAUUACAACUGGUGGAAUGUUUGAUGGAACUUCUCAAAGUGUUGUUGAUUUCUUUGCCAAAGCCAAGCAUCAACAGCCUCCAGGAAACGUUCACGUUGCCGUAGAGAAGCCUAUAUCCUUAUCUCACCUAAUGUCUCACCCAGCGGCACACACUCUAGAGCACAUAGAAAAACAGCAGCGUUCCAUCACCCCCCAAUCUACGGGAAUUCCUUCCAUAGUCCCACCAUCGACUGUGCCAAUCGCAGUGAACUUGAUGAAGAACGGAACUCCAUCAAGUAAAACGAAAAAGCACGCAUGUUCCGACUCUGGACUAGCAGCAUCAUCCCAAAUGCUUCAACAUCCAAAAUCAAGUGCAAGCAAUGACGUGAUAGUCGCUAAAAGUUUUCAUAGAAUACAAUCACCUUUAACAGGAGGUCCAACAAAUAAUACAAUAAUAAAUCACAAUACUCCAGGACAAAAUUACAGGCAUUCAAUUUUCUCAAUGGACACUCCGCUUGAUUGUAAUAAAGUAAUUAAAAAUGAAAAGCCAAGUGCUGGAAAAACUCUGACGGAUAUUUCAGCAUUGCCUUUAGGAUUUUCUUCACUAGAUUUAGACGACAAGUCAAUUGAAUCUGAGGAAGCUCAAGUUGGAAUUCGUGGAUUUGGUACCAAUGCUCCGGCGUUGAUGCCUCCCGUGAUGUUUUCUGCUACCAGUCCCUCCGAGUCAACUCGACCAAUUAUUGAACCUCUCACUCGAAAUCAAUUACUCCAAGCGUUUAAUUAUCUUCUUAAAAAUGAUUCGGAUUUUAUGAUGAAAUUACACGACGCCUACGUUAAAUCUUUUAGCGAAAUUUAUUCGUAA
This is a messenger RNA of Cotesia congregata, 1386 nucleotides long. NCBI's taxonomy places the organism in Eukaryota, Metazoa, Arthropoda, Insecta, Hymenoptera, Braconidae. The record is from the annotation of a GenBank genome assembly.